AUGGCUUUAAUCUGGUCCCUUCGAGAAACGUUUGUCGGCAUCAUUGCCACCAACAUCCCCAUCCUAGGACCCUGGAUCGCUCGCGCCGUCCACAAUCUGCGCGGUAUUCAUUCUGGUGGUGGCUCCAAGACAAGUGAUGCAGGGGGCUUAUCAGAUCCCCCCGGCGGACACAGAUUAUCCCGACUGGAGAGACGGGCCAAGGAGAAUAGGAUCCGGAGGGGCUUGGGCUGGACGACGAUUCGCAGCGGGAGCCAUGACCGUAUUGCUAAAGAAGAGCUUGAGCUACAAUCGAAGAGCCCGUCGCAGUCUGAUUGGAGUGGGAUCACUGUGAGUGGCACCGGGUCUUCUGGGCUUGUGCAUUGA
This is a messenger RNA of Metarhizium robertsii ARSEF 23, 363 nucleotides long. RefSeq lists its product as uncharacterized. The transcript is spliced from 2 exons. The record is from RefSeq and is a predicted model, not a curated record. Lineage: Eukaryota; Fungi; Ascomycota; Sordariomycetes; Hypocreales; Clavicipitaceae. Bases 1 to 363 code for a protein of 120 amino acids.